Molecule: messenger RNA, 1377 nt
Organism: Auxenochlorella protothecoides
Lineage: Eukaryota; Viridiplantae; Chlorophyta; Trebouxiophyceae; Chlorellales; Chlorellaceae
Product: WD40 repeat-containing protein SMU1
Exons: 7
Coding region: 1-1377 (458 amino acids)
Biological process (GO): mRNA splicing, via spliceosome
Cellular component (GO): precatalytic spliceosome
Molecular function (GO): protein binding
Source: RefSeq, a predicted model, not a curated record
AUGUCCCUGGAGAUCGCUGCCACAGAUGUGAUCAAGGUCAUCCUGCAGUUCUGCAAGGAGAACUCACUGACGUCCUCCUUCGCAGCCAUCCAGGAGGAGUGCGGGGUGUCGCUGAAUGCGGUGGAGAGUCUGGAGGCCUUCACCGCGGACGUGCGGGCGGGACGGUGGGACCUGAUCCUGCCCCAGCUGGCCACCCUGAAGCUGCCGGUGGACCUGCUGGAGGACCUGUACGAGCAGGUGCUGCUGGAGCUGCUGGAGCUGCGUGAGACCGACACCGCCAAGCCCCUCCUGCGCCAGGCCGCGGUGUUUGCGCGCAUGCGCGACGCCGACGCUGGGCGCUACGCCCGCCUCGAGCGCCUGGCCGCCGCGCCGUCGCCAGACGCGCGGGACCUCUACGGUGCGACACCGCGCGACGCGCGCCGCGGCGCCCUGGCCGCCAGGCUGGCGGUGGAGGUGACCUCGGUGCCGCCCUCCCGCCUGAUGGCCGUCAUCGGCCAGGCCCUCAAGUGGCAGCAGCACCAGGGCCUGCUGGCGCCGGGCGCCACAUUCGACCUGUUCCGCGGGUCGGCAGCGGGGGCCCGCGAUGAGGUGGAGCGUUGCCCCACAGCUCUGGACCGCACCAUCAAGUUUGGGACCAAGUCACACCCGGAGACCGCCGCCUUCUCGCCCGACGGCCUGCUCCUGGUCACCGGCAGUGUCGACGGCUUCAUCGAGGUGUGGGACCACGUCAGCGGCAAGCUGAAGAAGGAUCUUGCCUACCAGGCCGAGGAGCGGUUCAUGAUGCAUGACCAGGCGGUGCUGGCGCUGGCCUGGUCCUCCGACUCCGAGCUCCUGGCAUCAGGCUCCAUGGACGGCAAGAUCAAGGUCUGGCGGGUGGCAACCGGCCAGUGCGUCCGCAGGUUCGACUCGGCCCACACCCAAGGCGUGACGAGCCUGGCCCUCAGCGCAGACUCCAGCCAUGUGCUCAGCACCAGCUACGACGGCCUCAUCCGGGUGCAUGGCAUCAAGAGCGGGCGCAUGCUCAAGGAGUUCCGGGGCCACACCUCCUUCGUCAACUGCGCGGUGUACGUGGUGCAGGGCUCGCGCGUGCUCUCCGCCUCCGCCGACGGCAGCGUCCGGCUGUGGGAUGUCUACGUGGCGGGGCGGUGCAGCACGCUGUACCUCAUGACGCUGACGGGGCAGGUGCUGCGCAGCUUCCAGUCGGGCAGGGCGGAGGGCGGCGACUUCGUUGCCGCCGCGCUGUCGCCACGUGGCGAGCUGGAGGGCACCCAGCGCGUCACCGAGAAGGGGCCCAUCGGCGUGGCGCACCACCCCCACCGCAACCUGCUGGCCACCUGGUCGGAUGCGGGGCUGCUCAGCACGUGGAAGGCGGUGUGA